Molecule: messenger RNA, 4467 nt
Organism: Colius striatus (speckled mousebird)
Lineage: Eukaryota; Metazoa; Chordata; Aves; Coliiformes; Coliidae
Gene: TRAPPC13
Product: trafficking protein particle complex subunit 13
Exons: 13
Coding region: 40-1293 (417 amino acids)
Cellular component (GO): TRAPPIII protein complex
Source: RefSeq, a predicted model, not a curated record
CGGCUCGUCCGCCCUCCCGUAGGGGUAAAGGCUGGCGCCAUGGACGUCAACCAGCCCAAGCAGGAGCACUUGCUGGCCCUAAAAGUGAUGAGGCUAACCAAACCUACUUUGUUCACUAAUAUUCCAGUGACUUGUGAAGAAAGAGAUUUGCCAGGUAAUCUGUUCAACCAACUUAUGAAAGACGAUCCUUCUACUGUAAAGGGAGCAGAAACUUUGAUGCUAGGAGAAAUGCUGACUUUGCCUCAAAAUUUUGGAAAUAUAUUUCUGGGAGAGACAUUUUCCAGCUACAUUAGCGUACACAAUGAUAGCAGUCAAGUUGUCAAGGACAUACUGGUGAAGGCUGAUCUGCAGACAAGUUCUCAGCGCUUGAACCUUUCAGCUUCUAGUGCUGCAGUGGCAGAACUUAAACCUGACUGUUGUAUUGAUGAUGUGAUCCAUCAUGAAGUAAAGGAGAUAGGAACACACAUCUUAGUUUGUGCAGUGAGUUACACUACGCAGACAGGAGAGAAGAUGUACUUCAGAAAGUUCUUCAAAUUUCAGGUUCUUAAACCCCUAGAUGUGAAAACCAAAUUCUACAAUGCUGAGAGUGACCUCAGUUCUGUGACAGAUGAAGUGUUUCUGGAAGCUCAGAUUCAGAAUAUCACUACCUCUCCAAUGUUUAUGGAGAAGGUUUCUUUAGAGCCAUCUAUCAUGUACAAUGUUGCAGAACUGAACACUGUUGACACAGCAGGGGAAAGUCAGUCUACUUUUGGCUCAAGGACUUAUUUACAACCUAUGGAUACACGUCAGUACUUAUACUGCCUAAAACCAAAGCAAGAAUUUGCAGAAAAGGCUGGAGUAAUAAAAGGUGUAACAGUGAUUGGUAAACUAGACAUUGUAUGGAAAACUAACCUGGGUGAGCGAGGAAGGCUGCAAACUAGCCAGCUCCAAAGAAUGGCUCCUGGCUAUGGUGAUGUACGGCUUUCUUUGGAGACAAUACCAGAUACUGUUAAUUUGGAAGAACCUUUUGACAUUACAUGCAAAAUAACCAAUUGCAGCAGUGAAAGGACUAUGGAUCUGGUUUUAGAAAUGUGCAAUACAAAUUCCAUCCACUGGUGUGGAGUUUCAGGAAGGCAACUGGGAAAGCUGCACCCAAGUUCAUCCCUCCAUCUUGCACUCACAUUGUUGUCUUCAGUGCAGGGAUUGCAAAGUGUCUCUGGCUUGAGACUUACUGACACGUUUUUGAAGAGAACAUAUGAGUACGAUGACAUUGCACAAGUCUGUGUAGUUUCUUCAGAAGUCAAACAAAACUGAAGAAAAAAAACCCCUGUAUUUCUGCUGGGUUUGUGGUUUAUUUUUGGACCAACUUCUCACUGUUUCUGCAGCAGCAUCACAAAUGUGUACAAAGAAACCAAAUCCCUAUACAUCUAUGAACAUAACUGGGCUUAUUUAAUUUCUCUGAGCAUUUUUUUUAAUGUUUUAAAAAUCAUGCAUACACAUUUUUAUGUAUUGAAAAUAAAGCCUUUUAAAAAAAGUGUAGCUCUAGCAAAUUACAUUGCAUUAACACCACCUCGGGGCUGUGGGUUGAGAUUGAAAUUAAAUAGUACCACUCUGUAUUUAUCUUUAUUUUAAUUAUUUUAAUCAGGUUUUACAUCGUGGUUCUGACAAAACUGCUUCAGUUUGAAGGAACGGGCCUUUUACAGACAAGUUCUUGGCAUCUAGCCUCUUAACAGAAAUACACUGGGGUGCCUGGGGCAGCACUGUAUUUGCACAGUAUAUGCAUAACUGUACACAGUGGAGUCUGAUAAAGGCAUGAGAUGAGAGUAUGAAGCUGGCACUGUUGAGGUUCAGCAGAACAUUAGCCAAAUAAUGUACUGGUUGGGGCUUAGUCUUGGGAAAGGAGUAAUACAGCAACUCUGUCCCAAUUAGCUGCAGUCGUGUGAAUAGCUGUGUCCCUCUGAUACAGAGUGUGUUGUGACCAGGCGUGUUACUUCCCAAUUAGCAGGGAACUUAAAAGUAAAAUAGCAGAAUUUGGGCUUUUUUGUUAUUAAAGUGAGGCAGUCCAAAUCAGUCAUCCCCUCCCUGAGCCAUCUAAGCAGAUUCCUAGGACAAGGAGAAAAAAAGCCCUGCAGGGCUGCCCUAGAUUAAGUUCUCUAAAGCAUAUGCAGGAAGGAAUUCAGGACUUGGUUGAGCACAGACAUGUACUUUUCCCUAGGCUGGUUUUGACAAGAGAUGGGAAGUAUUCUUGGCUGAAAUGUGUAAGGUCACCCAAAGGUAGACAUUUAAUACAGACAGUGGUGACUGGCUUCCCUAGUUUAACACCAGUUACACCAGAAUUCAAAAUUUUACUCACUAGCCUGUCAGCUACCAUCUUGGCAUUUAGCCACCUCAGUUUUGACAGUAUUUUCAUAGAAUCAUAGAAUGGUAGGGUUGGAAGGACUCUUUAGAGAUCAUCUAGUCCAACCCCCCUGCAGAAGCAGGGUCACCUAGAUCAGGUCACAUAGGAACAUGUCCAGGCGGGUCUUGAAAACCUCCAAGGAAGGAGACUCUACAACCCCUCUGGGCAGCAUGUUUUACUUACUUCAGGCUUUCCCAUGUAUAAAAUCUUUUGAGUGUAGAAUUAGAUUUUAAAAUACUGGAUAAACUUAGGAUCAGCUUACUGGAUUCAGGGAAUGAGAAAAAUGCAGAGCAACCAACAUACACAUGUAUUUAAAAGACUGCAAUUUACCCAUUAUUGUAGGUACAACAACAAUCCAAAACAGUAAAACCACAACUAUCCAGACAAAAAAAAUGUAAAUAACUUUAUUUAUAAUCUAUUUUCAAGUUAAACUGACACAAGUUGAAGAAGCUGUAACCACACAGUAACAAGAGGUAGGAGCGAUACAGAAAUGGUAUACAAGUUGCAUUUAUGGCCUUCUAUAGCCCUGAAAGCACAUUACAAAUCCAAAGCUGCAGACUUGGUUCUUUCUCAGUAUGUAUGAAUAUGAUUUUACUACGUACUUGCUACAAAACCAAAAUGCAACUGAAACAAGUUCUAGGCUGAAUAUUUCAUUAGGUGUCUUUAUGAUCAGGCUUAGUUAGAAACAUAUACUUCCAUGCAAGCAGGUUACAGGAGUUCACAAUUUGAGUGCAAAACAUUUUCUUUUAUAACAAUUAUCCCCCUUAUAUGCUGAUGAGACAAUAAUGAUACAAAACCAAUGAGAUGUUAAGAUUCACGUUUGCUCAGUUGAAUGAUGAACUGUGAUUGACCUUAAUGUUUUCAAUUAAUGCUUUAAACUUUGCAGAUUGUGGUUUACUACUUGAUAUAGCAGGAUGAAAAGUAGUGCAAAAUAAAGUGCAGUUAUUACACGGGAGAAGAUUCCUUCCUCACUUUGUGAUUACGACGUAUUGCACGACUGUGAAACAAUCUAGCCUAUUCAAGGCAAAAUUAGACUUUAGCAUAAAUGAUCCCUCUGUUCCUGGUUUCAAUGGGAAAGCAUGGAAUGACAGCUUCCUGUUACUGGUUUCACCGUUUUUUCCCCUAGGCUAUAAAGCCCUUUCUGUUAAUAGACAAGAAACAAAGAAUGUUUGCAAGUAUUGUGCCAGUUGUAGCACAUUCCUAAGGGUUAGCUAAUGCCAUCAGGGCUCUAAUAAAUACUCCCAUUACAUGUUACCUCUACUGCAGUAAGACCUAAACAUGACAACAUUGUAGUACACGGAAAUUACCACUCUAUAAAGAUCACUUUGAGGAGUUUCUGGAUAACUAAGCUACGCUUUAUUACACUGAACCUCAGAGGACAGUUAUCCUAUAAAUGCAGUAAGACAAUAGGGCAUGUAGUUGAUAGCACAACUUCUGCAGCCAGUCUUCAAAUUCUGUCAUAUUUUGUACGUCAUAAGGAACUCUCAAGAGGUUCUUGACACUCUUGUCUUAAAGUAGGAAGGUAACUGACCACAUGAAGAUUGCUGUCACAAAGUAAGAAUAAACUGUGUGUCAGAGUGCAGUGCUACCCAGCCCACUCUGGAUUUAUUGGUUCCCCUUACCAAAGUUAGUUUGAGCAGCUGAAAAUAUGAGAGAACUGAGAGGAACUGUGAAGUUUAAGAGGCGAUAUGCUAGGAACAACGUUUGCCUCCUCCCACAACACACUACUCCAAGUGCAGUAUUUGUACAGUAGUUGUAGCUUCCAUCCAUCUUUCUUGUAAAUGGUAUCCUACUAAAUGUAACUGAACUUUAGCAGGUUUUUUUUGAUGGACAAGGUUCAGGUUCUGAACUACCUCUGAAAAAAUGUCCUUGUCAGAGAUUUUCUUCUUUGUCAUCAGAUGUUAAUUCAGAAGCUAUUAUAUGGAAGUGUAUUUAAUGUAAAGCUCAAAUAUCUCUACAGCCUCAAAAAGGCAGCUAUACCAACUUAUAUGGAGAAUUUUAAGAAGCAUUUUAAUCCUGUAUGUAUAGGCAAGCUCUACUGAAUAAAGUAUGAAAUGUCUUGAAGUUGUUUAAGUUGCUCUAUUAAGCUU